Molecule: messenger RNA, 1119 nt
Organism: Suillus plorans
Lineage: Eukaryota; Fungi; Basidiomycota; Agaricomycetes; Boletales; Suillaceae
Exons: 1
Coding region: 1-1119 (372 amino acids)
Biological process (GO): DNA integration; DNA recombination
Molecular function (GO): DNA binding
Source: RefSeq, a predicted model, not a curated record
AUGCCUGACCUUCCAGCCGUUGAGCUUUCCGGACAGGCUCACCUCUGUAUCCAACAAGCUCUCGAUGCUGCUUGGGCAGACUCAACGCUCCGCAAAUACUGUAGUGCGAUCCGCAGCUUUCUCCUCUUUUGCGAGCUAGAACAUAUUCCUUCGGAGUCUCGUUGCCCUGCCAGUGAAGCCCUUCUAUGUGCCUUUGCCUCUUCUCGUUUGGGAUCUCUCGCGGGUGACUCUGUUCGAAACCAUAUGUCUGCCCUUAAGGCUUGGCAUGCUUACCACAAUGCCCCUUGGUUGGGCAGCUCUCGGCUCCACUUUGUUUUGAACGGUGUUUCUAACCUAGCUCCCAGCUCUUCUUCGCGUCCCCAGUGGCCUCCUGUGACUUGCUCGAUGCUGCUGAUACUUGCCUCUCACUUAGAUCUCUCAUUGGGUCUCGAUGCCUGUUGCUUGGCUGCCGCUUGUGCCGCCAUGUGGGGUCAGCUUCGUCUAGGAGAGAUUCUGUCAAGUUGGGAAAAGUCCUUCAAAGAAUUUCACAUCGCCUGCAGGAGUGACCUCUCUGCGCCCUUCAAUUCAAAUGGCUCGCGCAAACUCCAUCUGCCUUUCAUGAAGGUGAAGAAAAACAAAGGGGAAGAAGUCAUCAUCUGCCGCCAAUGCGACCUUUCGGAUCCAAUCAAUGCUUUGGAACAUUACCUUGCCGUCAAUGUCUUUGCAGAACAUCUCCCCCUCUUCUGCUACAUUUCACCUGCUGGUAUCCGUUGCCUCACUCGCCGGAAACUGUUGACACGCUGCAACUCGAUUUGGGCAGCUGCAGGAAUUCCAUUUGCGUCCGGUCACUCAUUUCACAUUGGAGGUACUACUGAACUACUACUCUCUGGUGUACCUCCAGAUGUCGUCAAGGCUCUGGGCCGCUGGUCAUCUGAUGCUUUUCUUUGUUACUGGAGAAACCUGGACCUCCUGGCUCUGCGGCAUAUUGAAAACCUUCCUCCUGCCUUGCACAACGGCUCCGCCUUCUCACGUUCGGGCAGCGUGCCUCGUUCCUCGUCCCAGCGGCUCCGCCUGGCCUCUGGCUCAGGGUUGGAGUCUUCCUCCCUUCGGCACGCACCUGGUCACAGGCCAUCUCCUUGA